This is a messenger RNA of Paramuricea clavata, 801 nucleotides long. NCBI's taxonomy places the organism in Eukaryota, Metazoa, Cnidaria, Anthozoa, Malacalcyonacea, Plexauridae. The record is from the annotation of a GenBank genome assembly.
AUGACCAACAGCAAAGAAGAACCCCGGAAACAUCAAACAAUCUCUCCAAUCAACCAAAUGAAUCAGCGACCGUGUCCUGUUCUACUGCUUCUAGAACACAAUCUACUAACUAUUCUUUUGUCCGAAAGAUCAGAGGAUGCAGCAAACACUGAAAAUGACCAACAGCAAAGAAGAACCCCGGAAACAUCAAACAAUCUCUCCAAUCAACCAAAUGAAUCAGCGACCGUGUCCUGUUCUACUGCUUCUAGAACACAAUCUACUCAUUACACUGAAUCUAUCAAUACUGCUGGCGUCUCGUCUUUCCAAUCUACAAGCGCUACUACUUCGACUCCUAUAAGAAGCGGGCAGAAUGUUCUAAACCAUUUUAGGACAUUAUUUAGUCCGUACGCGCGACCAUCUCCACUGUGUUCGAAUAGAGGCAGCACACAUGCGUCUUCAGUUUCUGCACGAGGUCUGUCACGAAGGCCUGCAGUGAGAACGAAAAAGCCCAGAUAUGAAAGUUGGACACACAAGAUGUUUUGCUUGUCAAGAGCGUCAGAAGAACAAGUGCCAAAUCGUGAGGAAAAAGAACUCCUUCAGCGUGCUGGGUUAGGACGACUCAAAAUAAAAUUUAAUGCGACAGGAAGCAUGCAAACAUUUAAAGAAGAGCUGGAGAACACAUUUCCUAAACUUAUGUGUGGUGGGGGGUUUGAAUUACUGAAGCGCCUUCCUGGAAACAAUCUUGAAGUAAUCCCGCCCCCAGCUAUAGGGUAUAGUGUUGAGCAUUUAAAAAAAUGUGGAAAUAAGACCAAUCCAAUCUGA